Messenger RNA from Closterium sp. Naga37s-1, 1350 nucleotides. The record is from the annotation of a GenBank genome assembly. NCBI's taxonomy places the organism in Eukaryota, Viridiplantae, Streptophyta, Zygnematophyceae, Desmidiales, Closteriaceae.
AUGAACUACAAGGGGCUCCUCGUCGCCGUCUUCUAUGGUGCGUCAAGCCGCGUAGGGCGGGCCAGCAGCAAUCUCAAAGAGGCUCCGCUCUGCUCUGCCAUGCUCUGCAACCUUGGUGGCUUCCCCCCUGUGUGCACGCCCACCCAUUGCCCCUCCGAUCCCCCCCACUUCUCUCACCCCUCAAUCACGCUUCCCAUUCCCCUCACUCACCCCUCGCCCCCGCCCCCCCCUCUCCCCCCCCCUGCAGGCGGCAUGUCGGUGGCGGCGGUGUUUGUGAACAAGGCGAUAUUCCGCGUGUACCGCUUCACCUUCCCCUACACGCUCGUCUUCUUCCAGACGCUCUUCACGCUCACGCUCCUCGCCGCCAUGCGCCUCUCCCGCGCCAUCCGCCUCGCCCCCUUCCGCCUCUCCGUCCUGCGCCGGGUACGCCCUCUGCCCCCUGCCCACAGGCGGCCCUUGCCCACAGGCGGCCCAUGGGCAUGGGCCGGGUGUUCGGGGUUCUGGGCAACAGAGGGAGAUGUGGCGCUGCUGUCGUUCGCCUUCCUGCUGAAGCUCCUCCUGGACAUGGCAGCGCUGUCCCGGGUGAACAUCCCGAUGUACGGGGUGCUCAAGUCCGCCACCACGCCCUGCGUGCUGCUGCUCGACUACCUGCUGCGCGCCAAGCGCGCCUCCCUGCGCGUGCAGCUCUCCGUCUACAUGACCGCGCUGGGAGGCGUCAUAGCGGGCACGGGCGACCUCACCUUCGACCUGCCGGGGUACGUGCUGGCGCUGUCGUCCGCACUGGCGACAGCGGCGUACGUGGUGAUAGUGGGGAAGCUGGGCGAGGAGCUGCAGCUGGACUCGUUCACGCUGCUGCUCUACAACAACUGCUGGUCGCUGCCCUUCUCCUUCCUCCUCCUCGCCCUCAACGGCGAGCUGCCCGCCGUGCAGAGAGUGCUGCAGUCACGAGACGCCAUGUUCCUGACGUGCUUCGUGCUGUCGUGCGCCUCUGCCUUCGUGCUCAACCUCGCCACGUACCUCUGCACGCUCGUCAACGACAGCCUCACCACCAGCAUCGUCGGGCGCACCAAGUCCAUCCUGCAGGGCCUGGGCGGCCUCUUUGCCUUCGGGGAUGUGCUCAUGAGCGCAACGAACGUGGUGGGGUUGCUGGUGAACAGCUUGGGCAUCGGGUGGUAUGCGGUCGAGAAGUAUCUCGAGGCACGGCGCCGCUCGCACCACAUACUCUCCCCGGGGCAUGCCCGCGAUGGCAAGGCCACCAUCACCCGCGACGGCUCCCAGCUAUCAUUGGUGUUCAACGAGGUAAAGACAGAAGAUGCCGACCAACCAGACCCCCGCAACGGCUCUGUGUGA